UAUUUAGGCAGCUUAAGUAAGAAUAUAUAGGGCUUAACUAAAUUGACGGCCUUCUAAAAGUCUAGAAAGACCCCUAAAGCACCAUGCUGCUGUGUCUGGCUCUCCUUUUUACGUCACCCAUGUUUGCUAAUAUGGAACUUAACGAAAAGUGCUGCAGAACUCCAGACCAGCCAUUUUACACUGAUGCCAACAUUGACGAAACUCGCAUUCUCUUUAUAUUUAACUCAUCAAGUGGACUGUGCGAAAGUACUCUCAUUGUUCAAAACCACAAAGAUGUGUAUUCGUCGCGAUUUGAUUGCGUAUCACAAUGCAAUCCUGAUCAAGGUGCACCGUUCUGCGCCAAGGCUCCGAUAGCCGCUUGCACUCCCACAAAAAAAGAGGUCGAGACGGCAUCUACAUCUGUUCCAAUUACUGGCACAGAAGAUAACCAGGAAGGUGGAUUGCCUUAUUUGUAUGACUUUGACGACUGCGAUAUAUCAUAUUUUUACAACAUCAGUUCGCAGAAGUGCGAAGGAUACUAUGCGUACAAUAUUUUUAACAGAGAUGACGGGCUGAAUUACUAUCUGAGCGAUACAUACUGCGAUUUCGAUUGCGGUGGGUUUAAUGAAACAAACGUUUUUGAGAAUUCGACAAGCCACAAAACUCAAUAAGGUUGGAGCAAUCUUCCUGGGAUCGCACUUCCUUCUGAGUAAUGAGGGUUUUUCUCGCUGUUAUUAAGUAGGAGUGAAAUAAAUAUCAGUCAGUAUGUCA
This is a messenger RNA of Dermacentor silvarum, 750 nucleotides long. RefSeq lists its product as uncharacterized. Lineage: Eukaryota; Metazoa; Arthropoda; Arachnida; Ixodida; Ixodidae. The coding region runs from base 84 to 650 and encodes 188 amino acids. The record is from RefSeq and is a predicted model, not a curated record. The transcript has 5 exons.